Gregarina niphandrodes is the source of this 744-nucleotide messenger RNA. RefSeq lists its product as hypothetical. The record is from RefSeq and is a predicted model, not a curated record. NCBI's taxonomy places the organism in Eukaryota, Apicomplexa, Conoidasida, Eugregarinorida, Gregarinidae. The transcript has a single exon. The coding region runs from base 1 to 744 and encodes 247 amino acids.
AUGCAGAAGGUAUUGUGUGAUGCUUACUGGGAUGAAUUGCCAGACUCUGCGGUGGUGGCCGUGUUCCGAGCCAGGACGUUGCGGAAUUUAUGGCAUAAGCGUGCAUGGAGGAAUGUCUCCCCUCGGCCGCAGCUCCGCAUCCACGCCUGGCUGGCGACGGUGGGUACUCUUCGGUCACAAGGCCAACCUGCAGGCGUCCAUCGAAAGGAACUUCAUUAUGGCCACACCAAAACGAGGGGAGAUUCUAUACCGCAAGGCUUUGACUUCCGUUCCCAGAUCGGUCAACUGCGCGGAAUCCCUCUGACCAGGCUUCCGGAACUGUCCUACCUGCGACUCCUCUGGUAUGCGAGUCCUCUGAACCAAACGAUCUUUGAUGUCCCCUAUUGGAACCCUGUGACUGCUACCCAACAUCGUCUUUGGGACCAAGUGCUGAAAGGUAAUUUCACAGACCUCUUCCGAGCUGACGAGCUCCUCGUCGCAGUACGUCUCCAAGACCGGAACCCUUGGUCGCCCGAGGCCAUCCGCGCGGCUGUCGGACCUGCUCGGCUCUCCGAUCCGUCCACAUCGAUGACGCCUUUGGCUCCAGUGCCUUUGGCUCCAGUGCCUUUGGCGUCUCUGCCUCUGGCGUCUCUGCCUCUGGCGCCUCUAGGGCACGUCCAGUUAUGCCAGUUGUGGAGCACGUCCGACACUGGGACACCUACGCCUAUCGGGCCCGUCCGAAUCUGGACAAGACCCCACAAUUAG